CACAGCUGUCCUGCCACCCAGGCCUGCUGGAUGUGGAGUUACUGUUGCAUGAGCAUUGUUCUCUGUCCUGGGAAGCCAGUCUGCUGAGAACAUUUUUUCUGAGUGACUCCAGCUUCCAGACACAUUUGCCAUGAUAAGGGUUUCGAUCCUUUCCUGUGUUUGCCCUGAGUCAUGAGUGGAUAUGUGUGAUGCCUGCAAGUAAAACUGGGUAAGAAGAGUGACCUUUUUGGGUGGUUGUAACUGAAGAUUGCUUUACAGGAGCAACUGAAGAAGGUUUUUGAGUCAUGAUGCAAGAAUCUGGGACUGAGACAAAAAGUAACGGUUCAGCCAUUCAGAAUGGAGCGAGCGGUGGCAACCAUUUACUAGAGUGCAGCCUGCGGGAAGUGAGAUCAAACGGCGAGACACCUUCAGUUGAAAUUGGGGCUGCAGAUUUAGCACAUCUUCAGCAACAGCAGGCUCUCCAGGUGGCACGGCAGCUUCUACUGCAACAGCAGCAGCAGCAGCAACAGCAGCAGCAGCAGCAGCAGCAAGUUAGUGGAUUAAAGUCUCCGAAGAGGAAUGACAAACAGCCAGCCCUUCAGGUUCCAGUGUCAGUGGCUAUGAUGACACCUCAAGUGAUCACUCCCCAGCAAAUGCAGCAGAUCCUCCAGCAACAAGUGCUAACUCCCCAGCAACUCCAAGUCCUGCUCCAACAGCAGCAGGCACUCAUGCUUCAACAGCAGCAGCUUCAAGAGUUUUAUAAGAAACAACAGGAACAGUUGCAGCUUCAACUUUUACAGCAACAACAUGCUGGAAAACAGCCUAAAGAGCCCCAGCAGCAGCAGGUGGCUACGCAGCAGUUGGCCUUUCAGCAGCAACUCUUACAGAUGCAGCAGUUGCAACAGCAGCACCUCCUGUCUUUGCAGCGUCAGGGGCUGCUAACAAUCCAGCCUGGCCAACCUACUCUGCCUUUGCAACCCCUUGCACAAGGCAUGAUUCCAACAGAACUGCAGCAGCUCUGGAAGGAAGUGACAAGCUCACACACAGCCGAGGAGGCAGCCAGCAACAACCACAGCAGCCUGGACCUGUCCACCACCUGCGUCUCCUCCUCCGCGCCGUCUAAGACCUCUUUAAUCAUCAACCCUCAUGCCUCAACUAAUGGACAGCUAUCGGUCCACACUCCUAAACGGGAGAGUUUAUCCCACGAGGAGCACUCGCACAGCCAUCCGCUCUACGGACACGGCGUAUGCAAAUGGCCGGGCUGUGAAGCAGUAUGUGAAGACUUCCAGUCGUUCCUAAAACAUCUCAACAGUGAGCAUGCGCUGGAUGAUAGAAGUACAGCCCAAUGUAGAGUACAAAUGCAGGUUGUACAGCAGUUAGAGCUACAGCUUGCAAAAGAUAAAGAGCGCCUGCAAGCCAUGAUGACGCACCUGCACGUGAAGUCAACUGAACCAAAAGCCACCCCUCAGCCCCUGAACCUGGUAUCGAGCGUCACGCUUUCCAAGACGGCGUCCGAGGCGUCUCCGCAGAGCUUACCUCAUACUCCCACCACCCCGACUGCGCCCAUCACUCCCGUCACGCAGGGGCCGUCGGUCAUCACUACCACGAGCAUGCACAACGUCGGGCCCAUCCGGAGGCGGUACUCGGAUAAAUACAACGUCCCCAUUUCUUCAGCAGAUAUUGCCCAGAACCAAGAGUUUUAUAAGAACGCGGAAGUCAGACCACCCUUCACGUAUGCAUCUUUAAUUAGACAGGCCAUCCUUGAAUCUCCAGAAAAACAGCUAACACUAAAUGAAAUCUACAACUGGUUCACGCGAAUGUUUGCUUACUUCAGACGCAACGCGGCGACGUGGAAGAAUGCAGUGCGUCAUAAUCUUAGUCUUCACAAGUGUUUUGUGCGAGUAGAAAACGUUAAAGGGGCAGUAUGGACAGUGGAUGAACUAGAGUUCCAAAAACGAAGGCCACAAAAGAUCAGUGGUAACCCUUCUCUUAUUAAAAACAUACAGACCAGCCACACCUACUGCACACCUCUCAAUGCUGCUUUACAGGCUUCAAUGGCUGAGAACAGUAUACCUCUAUACACUACUGCUUCCAUGGGAAAUCCCACUCUGGGCAAUUUAGCCAACGCAAUGAGGGAAGAGCUUAAUGGUGCAAUGGAGCAUACGAACAGUAACGGGAGUGACAGUAGUCCAGGACGUUCCCCUAUGCAAGCAAUGCACCCCGUGCAUGUCAAAGAAGAACCGUUGGAUCCAGAUGAAAAUGAAGGCCCGCUAUCCUUAGUGACAACAGCCAACCACAGUCCAGAUUUCGAUCACGACAGAGAUUAUGAAGAUGAACCUGUAAAUGAGGACAUAGAAUGAGUAUGUCUGACGCCGUUACCCUGAGAAUGAAGAUUGGAAGAACACGUCAAACUUAGCUGUGAAAUCUCUCCAUUAUUGUACAGUCUGGAGGAUUCUCAGUCCACUUUGACAACUAUGAAAUAUGUUAACUCUUAGUGCCAUCAAGUAUCCCAUUUGGGAGUAUUUUUGAUUUUUCUACUUUUUGUUGAAAAAAGGAAUUUGUACUCUGUGCAUUGGAUGGACUUGUUUGGUACUUGGGAUUUUCCUCUCUUACAGUCAACAUCAGUGUUGUAAAUUUGCUAAACUGAUUCACUUGCAUUUAGCAGCCAGCUGUGGACUGCAGGUCCUGCCGAUUUUGGACACUUGAGGACAUCAAACUGAGCAUGUACACCUGAACUGCGUAUCAAGUCUUUGCCCAGAUUUUAAGGAUUCCAAUGGACAACAUAUUUGCACAGUACUGCAUGUUGAUUAUCACUGCCUUUACUCCAUUUUCUGUUUUGGGUUUGUUGUUUUUUUUUUUGGUUGGUUGGUUUCUCUUCGGUUUUGUUUUGCUUCCAUUCGGGAUGGGGAAGGCCUGUGUGUGCACGUGUGUGGGUACGUGUGUGUGCGUGUGAGCGUGGAUAGCGGGGAGGGGUUCCAAGAAAAAAAUAUCCCAAACUUUUUAAUGUAUUGCUUUUAUUCCCCCUGCCCCACUUCUCCUCUACCAUUUUAAGUUCUGACCUCAGGCCUCAUCUGGGCCCAGGGCCUCUCGGAGGCUUCAACAUUUUCUGUACUUCGUGAUGAAUGUUAAUAGGUGUUUUUAUUAUACGAAGCUGAAUGUCAUUGAAUCGUUUGUAGUUUUUUCUGUCAUUCAUUCCAGUUUCCUUCAGAUGCCACCGUGUUUUCUUUGGCAAUGGAAAACAUUCCAUUUUGGUGUCUCCUUCUUUUACUUGUUGUUUUUUGACAAGGUCCCAAAUGCUGCACUAUACAUGUGGAAGGGUUGUCCAACGGAGAGAGAGAGGAACGAAGUACUGCAAGAACGAGAAUGAAUGACAGACGAACAUAGAAACACUGUAGGAAGCGACACAGAUUCAUUCCACAAAGCAGUAUUUUUAAUAAUCUUUUUGUGUGUGGUUUGGGUUCUUUGGAUUUUGUAUUCUUUGGGUUUUUUUUUUUUGGCAGCAACAGUGAAUAUUAGCAAACGCCACAAAACUGAACAGCGCAAGGAAAUGUAUGCAGCACCAACAGAGUUCACUUUUAUUAGAGGAUGACUAGUACAGUGGCAGGUUCUCAGUUGUUUAACACGAGUUAUGGGUCAAGAAAUCUUUCUGGAAUCUCAAGAUGGGCACCUAUACGUUUGUUAGUACAAUUGUUUCAUUUUUGUUCAGUUGGGUUUUUUUUUUUUCCUCUUUUCUUUUUGCAUUUGCAAAUAGUGGUUGGAAAGAUGACUUCAUCCAAUUGUUGUUGUACGUGGUGAUGUUUCACGGUUAAAGCACCGGUUCAGGAUUGCUCGGUGGCGUUAAUCUGUUUGAAUGCAAAUUAGAUUUCAGAUGGAACUUGUCACGGGAGUUAAUACGGACGGAGCCCCACUAAUGCUAAAGUGUUAAUUUUCAGCUGUGCAAAUCCAGUACUGCAGUUGAGAUUGUUAUGCAAUAUUUACACCAGCCAGUAUGGAAACCUCGCUGGAGGAGACAGGAGAUCCAGGGCUUGUUAGGCAGAACUGGCAAAGCUCUUUGAAACGAACGCGACAACACGAAACCUGUUGCGAUAGGUCAGUAAAACCUCGGUCACCAAACACCUAAAACGUUUUCAUUCUGCAACCACUUCUCCGUCACUCACUUAUUUAUGUAGGACUGUAGCUUUUUUAUUAUUUCAAAAAGCCUUUCAGAACUUAAUUUAUAUUCUUCUUUGUACCUUUUUUUUUCCUAAAAUUACCAAAGAUAUUACACAAAGGUAAAUUAUGUUCUCUGUUAUAUGCUUUAUCUUAUGAAGCCAAAUAUCCUCUUAUUGUUGAUCAAAGGAGGUUGAAGAAUUUAGAGGGAAAUGACAAGAUGUGGGCUAUUGCUAACCUGAGAGAGAAACUGCUCCUUUAUUCUAGAAAAAUUUAGAAGGCCAAGUAGAUGUCUGAACCAAAGUUGUUGCUUUUUAUUUGCAAUUCUUUACAGUGACCAAAAGGAAAGUCUGUAAAGAGGAGUCGAGGAGAGCUUUUCAGGCUGAAAUUGGGAAUCAGUGUUACUGGUGGAGCUGGGAGAAGGGAGCUGGAGGAAGCAAAGACACAGUUACUUUGCAGAGAAUUAGAGUAUAUCAGAUAAAGGAGGCAGUUUAAUAGAAUCCAGAAGAGAACAGAAAAGCUCCCAUAAUUUGACUGGACCACAUAAUAGUAUUUCUAGAAUUCAGUGAAGAUAAAAAAAAGAGAAGAUUUUCUGGUCUUUGGUUCUACAGAUUGUGUGCCACUUCUGUUUCGGGACUGUGCUAGGAUGACUGCUUUAGUUUGGGUUGAUCUUGGCACAUCUGCUCAAUUUUGUUUAGUUUUUUUGGUCAGCAUUUUUCAUGAGGAAAUAACACUCCUGUCCACUCAUAAGCUUUGGUAGAAGAAAUGUUAUUGGCAGUUACUUUUAUAAAACUCAACUCUGCUUUCUGUUUCGAAAGACAAAAAAAAGGAAAAAAGAAUAGAAAGGGCAGUCUGUGGUCAUUUGAAACAUGGGGCUUUUUUGGGGGUUUAAAUCAAUAUCCAGGCAGCUUCGUGACGUGCCCGGCGGUAGCCAGAUGGGAUCAUGAGAAUUGAGCCCCGUGCUUUCAAAACUGAGUGGUUUGCUGGUUAGUUUGGGAUUCAGAAGGGGAUAAAAAUCCGGUAGAUUAGUUCAUUCUCAGCAUGUGUAGCUAGACAUGAGUAAAGAUAACAGCAUGAGAAACUGUUAGUACGCAUACCUCAGUCCAAACUGUUAGGGAAUGAGUAAAUAAAGAAGAAAAAAAAAUACAUUUCACUCAGUUGCACUUAGUUGUAUGUCUUGCAUGCUUAGUCUAAAGACUGUAGCAAAAAAUGAAGUUAAAAAAAAAAAAGUGGAAAAAAGAAAAAAGAGAAAAAAAAAAGGAAGAAAAAAAAGAUGAGAUUUGAACAUAUCUGGCAGGUGUCGCAGCCUUGCGGAAGAACCGACGGAAAACUCUCAGGCUUCACAUCGAGCAAACUUCACUAUGGUUUUUACAGUUCUGAUUCUGUAUCCCUUUGGAUAUACAGUUGCUUCUUUAGGGAGGGGUUUAUUAUGUUGUACAUAUAUAUCCCACUGUGUCUGUGUGAGCCUUUGUCUUUCGGGGGUGGGGGGAGGAGGAGGGGUGGGGAGGGAGGAAAAGGUGGAAAGGUCCUUUUUAUUUUUGGUUGGUUGGUUGGUUUUUUUGGUUGGUUCUCUUUUUUUUAGAUAUCGUUCCUCGAAAGGAAUAAAUGCAGACCUGUUUGUCAAAACACCUUUUGCUUUUUGUGCAACUGCUUUAUAUUAACUAUACUAAAAAAAAAAUAGCUUUGAAAAAAAAAACCUACUGUAUGUAAUGGAAUUGCAGAAUACGCUGCACGUGUAUUUUAUUUAGUUAUCCUUGCUUUGAGAAUAUUGGAUGACAUUUUGCUGACAUGUGGGAGAAAAUCCCUGACUCUUGUUUUGUUUUCCAGCUUUUAAAAUUGUAACAUAGUUGACAGAUUUGGGGUUGUGUUUUUUUUCCUCCUGUUAUCAUCGAUCGAAGCAUUUUUGUACAGUUUUUUGUGUUUAAGCUGGUUUGUUUUGGGGUUGUGUUUCUUUUUGAUACUUUCCCACCCCUUCUGUUAAUCUUACCACUGCCUUUUCUGGCUGUCUUAAAACAAAGUUCAUAUAUUUGAAAGGAAAAAACAAAAAAAAAGCAACAAAAAAACAACAAAAAAGCCAAAAAAAAAAAGACUUUAAAAAAACCACAAUGUUUUUUCUCCUGCUGCAGUAAAUAUUUUGCAUGAUGAAUUCCAGGGUCACACUUUCAAAGUUUAUCAGUGAAGUAGUGAUUAAUAAUGGGGAGUGUCAAACUUAUUGAACUUUUGUAUAAAAACAAACAAAAAAACUUUACAAGGUGCCAAGAUGUAAAGACAAUUUGUUACAUGUUUUUUUUCUCAAAGAAAAGCGUACAUUAUGAAAGUAGUACCAUGUAUCAGGUAAAACCGCUGUCAGGAAUGAGAGUCAAAAGCCUUCCUUGUCCACGAAACAAAACUUUGUAAAUGUGUAAAACCUGUUGGGUUUCUGCAUUCAGCUAGAAUUGAAAAGUCAAGGCUUAUGUAGAAUAAAAGGACCACGGCAAAAUAAUUAUUUACCUUAUUUUUUUGUUGUUUUCUGGAUUCUCACUCGCAAGAGCCCCAUGGCAGGUCCUGCACCUCCCCUCUCCUGGAGCCCCUGCUUUGGGAAGAGGCCGUGGCCAGGGGUUCUGGUUUGACAGAUGUUGCAGAUCAGUAGAUAUUUUAUAUAUAUACAUCCAUAAAUAUAUAUAUAUAUAUAUAUAAAGGUUUUUUUAAAUCCUUUGGAGCUGUUGUCGUUUUCAGAUCGCCGAGAACCUCACGCUCGUUACAGCAUGGGAAAGAGAUUUAAAAAAACGUUGAGACUCUUUUGAAAUCCUUUGGUACCUUUGGUUAAUGAACUCGGAGCGAGUUUGUAGAUGUUUCAGAAGUCAUUUAGUAUUCCAGUCUUGCGAGGUGAAUUUGCAGUUAACGGCUGCAUUUUAAUGGGCCCAGAACAGGUGACAAAGUAUCUUCUACCCAUAAGCCUUGAUGAAAAUGGUACAGUCCAGACUGUUAGCAUGGUGCUUCGUGUGUAUGUGCUGCCAGUAACAAGAUUCUCUUUUUUGUUGUUGUUGGGUUUUUUUUCCUUUUUUUUUUUUGAUAAGGCAUAAAAGAAACUCAUUCCUUACAUCAACUGUAAUUCCAUCAUUCCAUGUCUGUUGAUGCAGACAAUAAAAAAUGUUGUGUAGUCAGUACUAAUUACUGACAUUAUAGCAUUCUCAAAUGCAAUAAAAAUGCUGGUUGUUCACACUGGUAA
Colius striatus (speckled mousebird) is the source of this 7336-nucleotide messenger RNA. RefSeq names its product forkhead box P1 (gene FOXP1). The record is from RefSeq and is a predicted model, not a curated record. Bases 285 to 2339 code for a protein of 684 amino acids. The transcript is spliced from 19 exons. Gene Ontology annotation, cellular component: nucleus. NCBI's taxonomy places the organism in Eukaryota, Metazoa, Chordata, Aves, Coliiformes, Coliidae. Gene Ontology annotation, biological process: regulation of transcription by RNA polymerase II. Gene Ontology annotation, molecular function: DNA-binding transcription repressor activity, RNA polymerase II-specific; RNA polymerase II cis-regulatory region sequence-specific DNA binding.